UCACGAAACCACGACGACGCCUUUGAGACGCGCUUUUUGAAGAUCGCGGCUUCAACGUCGCCGUCGCUCGUCGUCCUUCUCCUCCUGCGCAUUGUGUGCAUACACACAAUUGCGAUUCUCGAUUGUGCACCUCCGUCGUUGCCAUUUCUCUCUCUCUCUCUCUCUCUCUCUUUUUCUCUUGUUGUGCGUGUAUGCGCGUAUUACUCUCUCGGUCCGCUUUCCAUAUCUUUCGCCGUUUCCAUCGUUCGUGUCUCGCGAGAGAGAAGCUCAUCGUCGCCGUCGAAUUCGCCGUUUUCCUCGCUCGCCGGUCUCUUUCUUCACCGUUUGCGGUUUCUCCCGGCUUUCUUGUCUCAAUCACUUUGGCGCCGCUUGCCGACUUUGUGAUCGUUAACGCGGUCAGCCCGACUCCGCUCUCUCGUGAGCGGAUCUCAAGAGUGUGUGAAUCGCGACCUGUGGACGGUUCCGGUGGUUGUCGCAGGAGUAUACCGUGGUACUGUGUGAUCGUGAAGUAAUGCAAAUCACCGAGGAUAAGAGAGGAAGAGAGAAAGAGACGAGAAAUUGCGAGACGGCUGUCGGAGAGAGUUGUCCGCUUCUUUUUUUCUCGAGAACAGGAUGAUCGAGCAGUGAUCGUUCGUUCAUUCUUCGCACCGUCAACCCAAAUGAUUGACGUACGUCGUGUCAUUGAGGAGGAAGCUUCGAUCAAGAUUUUCGUGAGAGAGCGCGACGGUGCACCGCUGAUACUUGUCUUCCAAGAGAUCUCGCGAAAUACCGAAAUACUUGGUGCGCGCGCACGAUUGCCUUCGAAAGCGAACGUCAUCAUUGAUGAAGACCACUCGCUUUGCACCCGGUCAAAGUGUCAACUUCGAUCUUAGAAUUUGACAGGCGCACGUCAUUGCGUUUGUCUGCCGCGCGUGUCACAAUUGUGCGUCGCCCAUGUGUUUAUGCCCAGAAUUGAACUCACCGAGAGAACUCACGAUAAAGCUUAUCGGCAAAAUGACUAUGAAUUACCGUAAUCUCAUGGAAGGCAGCUGGGACGAAUACGAGAGAUGAUAGACUGAAUUCUCGACCGGAACAGAAACACAGUGCCUUCAUAGGACAAUAAAAAAAUAAAUUCCCGACGCAAACAGUCGCUCCGAUCUCUGAGAGGUGGUGAUUCCGUGCUUUGACUUUCGCGAUUGAUGUUCCCGAAGUCCCGACAACAUGGAGAUCUCGACCAGGAGACGAGGUCUCUGGCAACCGUGGCUCAAUGCCGAUAUCCUUCGAUUGGCUCGCAAACCGGAAGAGGGGAGACCAAAGACGACGAAUCUACAUCGGAAACCGAGCAGCGCGUGGCGCAAGGAACGCAGGAGAGACCCGAUCCAGAGCGAAGCGCUGGAUAUGUCGGCGGCACGUGUGCACCACAGCAGACCAAGUGUGAUCGUUCCCACCACUCCGCAAGCCGGCACUACGAUGGAAGACACGGCUGUGACGCCUACCCCAACGGCGACCCCGACUGCGGCGGCUGCAGGAGGGCGAAGGACCGGCAUCAGAAACGUAGAUGCAGAUAGCGACCCAGCAAUCGACGAGCAUUUCAAGCGGUCUUUGGGCCUGGAGGAGUACGCGGCCGUCUUCAACGCGACUACCACCGACAAAGAGACUGUCCUGAGCGUUGACGCUCACUUCGCGAAAGCGCUCGGUGAAACCUGGACGAGGCUUCAGGCGACCAGUCGAAGCAAGGAAUCCACCUAACCACCCGGCAGACUCGCCAGGAAUCUUGUCGUCGUCGUCAUCGUCGUCGUUAUUCUCGUCUUCGUUUGUCGCUCGACGCUCGUCGCAACCCGUUCGGGUGAAAACGUUCCAGUCUCGCUUGUUAAUUACGCACUAGUGAUAAGUCAUUAUCGAUAAGAGAUAACCGAGAAUACGCGCCCGUAUUUUGAACGAGUCGCAUCGAGCCAGAAGCCAGAACAGAGAAUAGAGAAACAUUGAGAAUUUUGAACUGAGUUAUCAGACGAACGGAGGUCUCUCUGGGGUCAGCAAUUGCGGAUUUGUUGCAUCGAUUUCUGGUCGAGUUCGUAAAGCAAAGUCACGUUGUAGCGGACUCGUCAAUAUAUCGUUGAAAGUACACGCUGGGAAAAAGAAUACAAGAUGAAAGUCAAAGAAGAGAAAGAAUGUCAAGCUGUGUCCGGUUUAAAUGUUGUUUUCCUGGACUCUCAAAUUGGUCUUUAAAUAAAUAACAUCAAAUUAAUUCAAGUAAGAACUUGGUAUUUCCAUGAGUUCGAUCCAAAUUGACUUAUCUCUCCUUCUCUUUUCAUCCUCUAUAUUCUGCAAAGAUGUUUCUCCCUGUAAAAUUGACAAUAUUAUAUAGACUUGUGUGCUUUUUCCCUCCUUCGUAGACAUUUUGCUUUAAUUGACAUGUACCGCCGUACGUUGCGCAAGGAGGGUAUCAAGUGUCCUUGAUCUUCUCGCUUUUCAACUCGAUGCUCGUUGUCGUCGCUUUUUCGUCAGAAACACGCAUGCAAGAAGGCAUCAGGAAGACUGGUCUGCGCGCUGUAUCUUGUACGGUGAGUGUACCGUAGGCGUAAAUUUGAUAUUGUAUAUAAGUAUACUAUACGACGUCAUCGCCAGUCAUUAUUAUAUAGUCCCGAAAGUUGCGUACGAAUAUAAAAUUAUUUAUUAUGAUACUUCACACUUCCUCGCAAAGCUUGAUAAGUUUAAUAAGUUUAUACUAUGUAUACAUAUAUGUACGUAACGAUAUUUACAUAGACGUACGAUUCUAUAACACACAUUAUAACAAUCAUUACCGAGGAAUCUUCGUGAAUGAGACGAGAGAGAGAGAGAGAGAGAGAGAGAGAGAGAGAGAGAGAGAGAGAGAGAGAGAGAGCUGGUGAGAUGAUUGUGUAAUUUAAUAAGACAGAUACAGCAUUGCAUUAAUAUAAAUAGUAUAUAAUUGCGUCUUUAUAUCGGUCGAAGAGUCGAAGCUGUAAAGAUAAACGAAAGGAUAUAUACGAGACAUACGAGAAGAA
This is a messenger RNA of Harpegnathos saltator (Jerdon's jumping ant), 3002 nucleotides long. Its product is annotated as transcription cofactor vestigial-like protein 4. The transcript has 4 exons. Gene Ontology annotation, biological process: negative regulation of DNA-templated transcription. The record is from RefSeq and is a predicted model, not a curated record. Bases 1201 to 1728 code for a protein of 175 amino acids. Gene Ontology annotation, molecular function: transcription coactivator binding. Lineage: Eukaryota; Metazoa; Arthropoda; Insecta; Hymenoptera; Formicidae.